AUGUUCACCGAGUUUGGUGGCAAUCGUAUGGAAGUCCUCAGAGGAGUAUAUCAAAUUCCAGAGCGUGUGCUUUUCAAACAGCCCUAUAUAGCCAACUUCCUGUUGGGCGGAGCCUAUGACAUAGAGAGUGAAAAUUGGGGUCGCUGUAGAGCCCCUGUGCCACGCCCAGGUCCCAGCCUCUGCGGCGUCCUAAUGACCGCAGAUUCCAACAUACCCGUGAUUCUGAAGGGCGACGAGAGCAUCGGCGCUGUCGUGCUGCAUGCGGGGGUUAACGACACCAAGCUGCGGCAGACGGAGACACUGAAGAGCGACUUCAGGAGCCUGAUCGAGACGGUACGCAGCACAUCGCCCGCGACGACAAUCAUCGUGUCAGGACCACUUCCCACGUAUCGACGAGGACACGAAAGGUUCAAACCUGAAAAAUGCAAAAUAAAUGAACAAAAACAAUUUCUAAAGCUUGGGCUCCUAAACAUUAGAUCACUCGCACCCAAAGCAGUUAUUGUAAAUGAAAUGAUCACAGAUAAUAGUUUUGAUGUACUUUGUUUGACUGAAACCUGGCUUAAACCAAAUGAAUAUUUUGGUCUAAAUGAGUCUACUCCACCAAGCUACUGUUAUAAACAUGAGCCCUGUCAGACUGGUCGUGGCGGUGGUGUCGCUACAAUAUAUAGUGAUUUUCUCAAUGUUACUCAGAAAACAGGAUACAGGUUUAACUCAUUUGAAAUACUUAUGCUUAAAGUUACCCUGUCAGAUAUGCAAAAUAAAUCUCUCCUAUCUCUUGCUCUGGCUACUGUGUAUAGACCGCCAGGGCCAUAUACAGAUUUCUUAAAAGAAUUUGCAGAUUUCCUCUCAGAUCUAUUGGUUAAUGUUGAUAAAGCGCUAAUUGUCGGAGAUUUUAACAUUCACAUUGAUAAUACAAAUGAUGCGCUAGGACUUGCGUUUACUGACCUAAUAAACUCUUUUGGAAUCAAGCAAAACGUCACCGGGCCCACUCAUCGUUUUAAUCAUACGCUAGAUUUAAUUAUAUCGCAUGGAAUUGAUCUUACUGAUAUAGAUAUCGUACCUCAAAGUGAUGAUGUUACUGAUCAUUUCCUUGUAUGCUGCAUAUUACCGAUAUUAACUAUAUGGCUCCGCGUUAUCGUCUGGGCAGAACUAUUGUUCCAGCCACCAAAGACAGAUUCACAAAUAACCUGCCUGAUUUAUCUCAACUGCUCUCUGUACCCAUAAAUACACGUGAACUAGACGAAAUGACUAGCAACAUGGGCACUAUCUUCUCUAAUACAUUAGAAGCUGUUGCCCCCCUCAAUAUGAAAAAGGUUAGAGAAAAAUGUACUGCGCCAUGGUACAACAGUUAUACCCAUUCUCUCAAGAAAGAAACUCGUAAUCUUGAGCGCAAAUGGAGAAAAACUAACUUGGAAGUUUUUAGAAUUGCGUGGAAAAACAGUAUGUCCAGCUAUAGACAGGCUCUAAAAGCUGCCAGGGCAGAGCAUAUCCACAAACUCAUAGAUAAUAACCAAAACAAUCCAAGGUUUUUAUUUAGCACAGUGGCUAGACUAACAAAUAAACAGAUGCCACCCAAUCUAAAUAUUCCCUCACAGUUUACUAGUAAUGACUUUAUGAAUUUCUUCACUGAUAAAAUAGAUAACAUUAGAAAUACAAUAACAAAUGUAGGUUCUACACCGUCUAGUACUUAAGUUUCAUUCACUGCUCCCAAAGAAAAUCUGCAGUGCUUUACAACUAUAGGACAGGAAGAACUAAAUAAACUUAUCACUGCAUCUAAACCAACAACAUGUUUAUUAGAUCCUGUACCCACUAAACUACUGAAAGAGUUGUUACCUGUAGCAGAAGAACCGCUUCUCAAUAUUAUUAACUCAUCGUUAUCUUUAGGUCACGUCCCAAAACCAUUCAAGCUGGCGGUUAUUAAGCCUCUUAUUAAGAAACCACAACUAGAUUCUAGUGAGCUGGCAAAUUACAGACCCAUUUCAAAUAUGCCGUUUAUGUCUAAAAUUUUAGAAAAAGUUGUGUCUGCUCAAUUGUGCUGCUUCUUGCAAAAAAAUGAUCUCUAUGAAGAAUUUCAGUCAGGUUUCAGGCCUCACCAUAGCACAGAAACUGCACUUGUUAAAAUUACAAAUGACUUGCUUCUUGCGUCAGACCAAGGCUGCACCUCAUUGCUAGUUUUACUUGAUCUUAGUGCUGCGUUCGACACUAUAGACCAUGACAUACUCAUUGAUCGAUUACAAAACUAUACGGGUAUUCAAGGGCAGGCUUUAAGAUGGUUUAGAUCCUACCUGUCCGAUCGCUACCACUUUGUUUUUUUAAACGGGGAGUCAUCUCAAUUAUCACCAGUAAAGUAUGGAGUACCACAAGGAUCUGUCCUAGGUCCUCUGCUAUUCUCAAUAUACAUGUUGCCCCUUGGUGAUAUUAUUAGAAAAUACGGGAUUAGUUAUCAUUGUUAUGCUGAUGAUACUCAACUAUAUAUCUCAACAAGACCAGAUGAAACUUCUGAACUAUCUAAGCUAAUAGAUUGUGUUAAAAUUGUGAAAGAUUGGAUGACCAAUAAUUUCCUCCUAUUAAAUUCGGAUAAGACCGAGAUAUUACUUAUUGGUCCAAAAAACAGUACCCAGAAUCUCUUGGAUUACAAUUUGCAACUAGACGGAUGUACUGUUACGUCCUCUAAAGUCAAAAAUCUGGGUGUUAUAUUACAGCAACUUGUCCUUUGAAAAUCAUAUUUCCCAUGUUACAAAAACAGCAUUCUUCCAUCUUAGAAACAUUGCCAAGCUUCAGAACAUGCUACCUGUUUCAGAUGCAGAAAAGCUAGUUCAUGCAUUCAUGACCUCUAGACUGGACUAUUGUAAUGCACUGUUAGGUGGUUGUCCUGCAUCUUCAAUAAAAAAGCUACAGAUAGUCCAAAAUGCAGCGGCUAGAGUCCUUACCAGGUCAAGAAAAUAUGAUCAUAUUACCCCAAUCUUACAGUCUCUGCACUGGCUACCUAUUAAGUUCCGGAUCAAUUAUAAAAUAUUAUUACUUGCCUAUAAGGCACUUAAUGGUUUAUCUCCUGCGUACCUAACUAGUCUUCUACCACACUACAAUCCAACCCACUCCCUAAGGUCGCAAAAUUCUGGACUUCUGGUAGUAUCUAGUAUAGCAAAGUCCACUAAAGGAGGUAGAGCUUUUUCACAUUUGGCUCCCAAACUCUGGAAUAGCCUUCCUGAUAACGUUCGGGGUUCAGACACACUCUCUCUGUUUAAAUCUAGAUUAAAGACACAUCUCUUUAGCCAAGCAUUCACAUAAUGCCUCUUAUAAUCUUGUACUGCAUUUAUAUCUGAUCAAAUGUACAUUAUAAUUCUUUAGAUUGGGUUGAACAAAUCAUUUUUGCUUGAAUAGAACAGCAGCUACGCUAAUUAUGUCUCUAUCUGUUUCUCUGAUUCUGGACUAGGAAUUACUGAAGCGUCAGCCUGGAUCCAACCCUUAAAAAGAUCUGAGAUGACCAAACACCUGAGAAGAGAGAUGGCAACACCUCAGAGGACCAUGGAGGAUGCCAACCCUCAGACAACACAUUACCAAUACCUCUGUGUUUGAUUGCGCACAUGGUCCGGGUGAGCAGAUGUAAGCAUUGUGGAUUUGUUUGCUGAUGAUCACGUUCAUUCUUUGAUCCGGAAAAUCUCUGAAAAGUAGUUCGGGAUUGAUGGCGUUGUUGCAGGUUUAGUUGAUCGCUGUUCCUCCAGUGUUUGUUAUGUUGCAUGUCUUCAGCUAGCCGGUUCUUGUAUAUGCGCGCUGUAUGCCUCCAGCGCAAUCAAGAUUUGAAUGACUGUUGUGAACUGGACUGGCUAGCAGAGUGUUUUUUAUUUUUUUCCAUUUUUGUUUUUUUGCCUGUAAAUCACUUCCCAGCCUCAUGUUGCCAGCCAACCUUUGUACCUGUUAUACCUGUUGAUACUUUAAUCCACAUUAUUUAUUUUGCAUGAGGGUUAUGUUUGCAGUGAAAUUAAUCGUGGAUUUUGAGUUUUUGAGUGGGGUAUUUUUUUUAUUAUUUCUAGUAAGAAUUGGAGGGUGUUUAUGUAAAUUUUUUUGUUUGGGUUAUUUUGUGUGGAGAAGCUUGGGUUGUAUUGGGGUUUAUGGAGGGUUGGCUGAAUAUUAAUAUCAUCUUUGAGGGGAAAUUAAUUUCUGUUAUAAGAUGUAUUUUGUUUGUAUUCAUUUCGUCCUAUCGGUUUGUUUGUAUUAAUAAAUCUAUUUUUGUGAUACAAGUUUGUGAUUAUUAGUUUUUGUGGUCACCCUUGACUGAACUCCUUUUAAGUUACAUCAUUUUCCACAGUAUCUCCGGUAUAGUCUACACCGAUACAAGCGGCGUCUCGCUCUCUCCUCUCCAACAGUGAGUUUGACACGCAUCGCCUCCUGUCGAUGAUUACAGAUGAUUACUCCUAUUACAGAGUCUGAAUGUCCACGCAGGAUUGCAGGUAUUCCGCAUAAUUUUAAUCAUGGCAAGCACUUUAUUGUAACAUGAGAAUGCGAGCUUUGUGAACUGGAUGCAAGCUUUUAAAAAGGCUAGGUCUAACUUAUACAAAUGAACUGCUUGUCCUCUCACUCCGAUAUUGCUUGUGCGCACUCAGACUGUGUGCAAUCGCGAUCUCUCCAUGCUUUUAAAGUAGAAAUUAUUUAUCUUUGCUCCUGGAUUAAACUUUGUUGAAAGUCAUCAACGAUUCAGUAUAGAUCCACGCCUGACCGAUGGAAAUCCUACUGGAAAUUUUAUUGGCUGCAAGUGAAAUGCACCAGAAAGUUUUAG
Molecule: messenger RNA, 4774 nt
Organism: Onychostoma macrolepis
Lineage: Eukaryota; Metazoa; Chordata; Actinopteri; Cypriniformes; Cyprinidae
Exons: 7
Coding region: 1-1224 (407 amino acids)
Molecular function (GO): catalytic activity
Source: RefSeq, a predicted model, not a curated record